Molecule: messenger RNA, 1629 nt
Organism: Fusarium venenatum
Lineage: Eukaryota; Fungi; Ascomycota; Sordariomycetes; Hypocreales; Nectriaceae
Product: major facilitator superfamily domain-containing protein
Biological process (GO): biotin import across plasma membrane
Cellular component (GO): plasma membrane
Molecular function (GO): dethiobiotin transmembrane transporter activity; solute:proton symporter activity; biotin transmembrane transporter activity
Source: RefSeq, a predicted model, not a curated record
AUGGCAGAGUCAGCUCAUAGCUCGCUCGCCAGCGGUGGCCAGCAUGAUGACCAUGCGUCAAAGCCUCACUUUGCUUCUACUGGGCUUGAGAAUCAGGAAGAGGGAAAUGCCCGAGAGGGUGAUUAUGAUGUUGAGACGGUUGAGCGUAUCUACAGAAAGAUUGACCGUCGUAUUAUUCCUGCUUUUUGGGUUCUUUACUUUCUCUGCUCAGCCAUCAGGUCAAACAUUGGAAUCGCUCAAACCAUGAACAAGGACAAGGGUCAUGACCUCAUGACUGUUCUUGGAAUGACUCCAAAGGACGUUUCUACUGCUCUGGCUCUCUUUUACGUGGCCUAUGUCCUCUUUGACUGCCCCUCUAACCUCGUCAUGAGCAAGCUCAGCCCUCGUCUGUGGAUGGCUCGCAUUGUCUUUGCAACCAGUGUUAUUGGCACUUGCUUUGCUGCCGUCAAUGAUCCCUGGAGCGUAAAGCUUUUGCGCUUCUUGCUUGGAGUCGUCAUUGCUGGUAUGUGGCCUGGCAUGGCAUUCUACCUCACCCUCUUCUAUCCUCCUUCGCGUACCGGCCAGCGAAUCGGGUACUACUUUACCGCCUCUCAAGUCUCUGCUGCUGUCGUUGGUCUUGUUUCUGCCGGCUUUCAGCUAAUGGAUGGUGAGAGAGGAAUUGUGGGUUUCCGAUGGAUGUUUAUGGUUUACGGCCUUAUCGGUAUCGUUCUGAGCUUCGUUCUGUUGUGGUGGCUCCCUGAUCGUCCUCUUGCGCCUGGUCAGACUCGACCCAAGACUGGCAUCUUCAAGUUCCUUCCCGCUACUCCCGAGGUUCUUAAGGGACAAGAUGCCGUCAUUCACUACCACGACCUUAAACGCGUCUACCACGCUCGCCCCUGGAACUUCAAGGACCUCGGCCUUGUCCUUAUCGAUUGGCGUUUGUGGCCCUUGACCAUGAUGUACUUCGGUGUUGUCGGCGUUGGAAUAGGCACCCAGAUGUACGGAUCCGUUAUCAUCGCAUCCAUUCGACCUCAGGCCAGCGGUAUCGAAGUGAGCCUGCUAUUCGCGCCCAUCUGGAUUAUGGAUCUCAUCGCAAUUCUCAUUGUGACUCCCAUCUCGGAUCGUUUCCACCGAUCUCGCCCAUACUUCUUCUCUGCUGCCGUUUGUAUCCAGAUUGCUGGUCUUCUUACCACCACACUGGCGACUGGCAACGGCUGGGCUCGAUACGGAGGCCUUCUCAUGGUUGGUUUCGGCCUCGGCCCUACUGUGCCCAUCUGCAUGGCUUGGAGUUCCGAGAUCUUCCAGAAGCGUCAUGGAGAAGUUGGAGUUGCUGCUGCCACUGCUCUUGUCUCUGGUCUCGGCAACUUGGGUAGUGUCAUGACAACCUAUGCUCUCUACACUGGUUGGCCCGAGGACGCCGCUCCUGGUCCCCGCCAGUACCGCAAGAGCAACUACACCAUGAUCGGAAUCUUGUGCAUGAGCAUUAUCAGCUCUUUCCUUAUGAAGGCUCUUCUUGCAUACUUUGGUAACCCAGCCAACAGCAAGCUUCAGUCAGACUCAGCUAGUGAGUUUGAGGAUGGUGCAGCCCGACGAGAGGGUCAGGAGCGCGGUUUCGGAUCUCUUCCCUGGAAGAAGUCGAACCGCACCUAA